This is a messenger RNA of Corticium candelabrum, 895 nucleotides long. RefSeq lists its product as uncharacterized. Bases 47 to 895 code for a protein of 282 amino acids. The record is from RefSeq and is a predicted model, not a curated record. The transcript is spliced from 6 exons. NCBI's taxonomy places the organism in Eukaryota, Metazoa, Porifera, Homoscleromorpha, Homosclerophorida, Plakinidae.
CAUGCAGCUCGAAGAGGUUCGCUGACGCUUAGCUCGAUCAAGAACUAUGAGUCUUCCUUCGUGCAAGGAAACCAUUGAGGACAUGCAGACACACAGCAUUACAUCGUCUAGUGGCUGCGAUCAACAACUGACAGACACGUCACAAGGAGACAUUGCGACAGUGACAUUUCUGUGGAAGGAAUCACUUGGAAUCCAGACGGUUUCCAAGCAGAUCUUUUUGAUCGGUACUUUCGAUCAGGUAAAACUUGAUUGGCAAGACCAGGAUCAAGUCUUCAAGUCUUUGCCAACUGAGAUAGAGUUUGGAAUAUAUAGGGACUGUCGACUGGUUGUCAAUGGAGAGCUGUAUGUGACUCAACUAAUUGUUAUAGACAACAUUAGUCAAAUGAAGCACAUUCAGCUUCAAAGUGGGAAUACUGACCUCAUUCUAAAGGACCAGAGACAGUGUAAAGUUGCUGUUGAUCAAAAGGGAACAGAGAGCUUACUAGAGAUUUCUUCUCAUCAAAGCGUGUUUGGUGCAGCAAGCAACCACACAUCAUCUGAAGUCAAGGAGCAUUUUUAUGGCAAUUGUAAUGAGAAUUCAGAUUGGAAAGGUGAAGAUACAAAAGGGGAAAUGCAAAAGCAAAAUGAAAAAUUGCGAGAUGAAAAUGCUCAAACGGAGAAGAAGUUGAUUCAACACGCAAGAAAAUUACAAGAGUUAAACAUGACUUGUUCAAAAUUAGAAACAGAUCUAGCAGACAAGAACAAACAUUGUGACUUGUUGCAAAAAGACAAACUAAGCCUGGAGAAUGACUUGGCUGGAGAAACUGCUUUGAAGGAGGAGCAAGAGUGUAGAGCAGAGUCAUUAGAAACGGAAAAGAAUUCUCUUGUAGCUCAAGUGAGUGCAAAUGUGUAUUAG